GCUGUUGCAAAAUGUCGCCAACCAAGCCUUGCCCACCAGCAAUGUCGCCGACCAAGCCAAUGACACCGACAACCAAGACGCCGCAGAAGGCUCUCGACCGCAGCGUGCGCACGCGGAGCCAGUUUCACAUCACGUUCCCGUCGAAAGCGUUCCUAGACUUGGAGACGCCAGAGCCGGUGGCGCGAACGGGCUGGGGGAGCCCGAAUGCAAUCCCCUAUCGCCCGCUAGGGAAGCCUGAUCUACACAUGAAAUUGUCCCCAAAUUUGCGCUCGCCCCAUGUGCUCAAUGAAAGCCAGCACACCCCGACGAAGAGCGCAGAGCUUCGAGCAGAGGCUUCGACCCACUACAAGCUCGACUUUUCCAAAGAAAAGGGGGACUGCUACGCCUUGCCGCAGUACUCGCCAAGUCACAUCAUUCAUCUACAGUGCCCGCACCGCUCGACGCACGACCCAUCGUUCGCAAUGCUCACACAAGCUAUUCACGAAGGAACUGCGCGUCGCUGCUGCGUUAAGUACGGCGCGUCUGUUUUUAGCCAUGCCAUCGUGCCCAAAACGCCGAGCGACGUCGAGCGAACGACAAGCCAGGGUGAGGCGAUGCCGUACCUGCCAUACACGACGCGAAAGCCUCAGGUACCGUCGGUGCCACAGCUGCCAUCGUUUCUCGAGUUUCGGGCCAAAACCGAGUCAGAAGCACAUACACUGACCAAGAGCCAUGCAAUGAGUGCGUCGCAAGCAAUGCUCGAGAAUACUACACUCUCAAAGGCCAGCGGCACAAGCUUGAGUCUCCCAAACGAACCUCCUCGGCGUUCCACAUAUGUGGCCGACCUCGCGCAGUCGCUGGACAGCUUGGUGCCAACUACGUCGGGACUGGGGGCGAGCGCGAGCAAGUCCAGCUUGAACUCGUUUGUGGCACUGCACUUGCUGGGCCGAGAUCAUAACAACACGGGAAGCAACCCGAUACCCACCCAUGGAAACAAUGAUAACCGAUCGCCACACGGCGUUGAGCGACUUCAGGACAUCGUGCGAGCCCGCGAGCGCACCAAGCAAGUGUUUUCGCAGCAGCUUCUCGUCCUUCUUCGUGCGCUUGCCAACGAUCGUUGGCAAAACUUUUGCCUCAAGUUUACACACUUCAAGCUCCAGCGCGACCUGCCGGGUGAUCUCUUUGCGAUGCGCGAGCGUGCUGAAGCCGACCGCCAAGAUCGCAUCCACGUCGCCGUCGAGGACUCGACAUGGUUCACGGGCUAUCUCUCACUGGUGCUCAAGUUUACACCCACCGGCUCUUCGCCAGCUCCAGCGCUUCUUUUUCUCGCCAAUAGCAUUCGAGAUAGUGUGAACCAAGGCCACGAGUUCCAACCCGGUCUCCUCCUGGGUCUCGUGCUUUGCCUCUACGAGGACGAGCUCGAAGCGGACGCGACACAGACGGCGCUAAAGUUUCUGCGGUCGGCUGCGGGUGUACCCCUGGGCGACUGGGAGCGCUUCUUUGAGAGUGCGAACUUGCCACCACCUAUCGAGGUCGUCAACCAACGUCGGGUCGACUCGCAAGGCAAGGGCAAGCACAUGCGCAUGAAGAACUUGGUGAAGACAGCGGGCAUGAUGUCCCACCUCAAAAGCCCAGUGACGAGCGAAGACUAGGAUGGGCCAGCGAAACAACAAUGAUUGGUUGAGUGUGCGUGGGCUUUGCAACGAACGGGCGGAUUUAAGUUAUCGC
Saprolegnia diclina VS20 is the source of this 1707-nucleotide messenger RNA. RefSeq lists its product as hypothetical. NCBI's taxonomy places the organism in Eukaryota, Oomycota, Saprolegniomycetes, Saprolegniales, Saprolegniaceae. The transcript is spliced from 8 exons. Bases 12 to 1631 code for a protein of 539 amino acids. The record is from RefSeq and is a predicted model, not a curated record.